Molecule: messenger RNA, 1619 nt
Organism: Daldinia vernicosa
Lineage: Eukaryota; Fungi; Ascomycota; Sordariomycetes; Xylariales; Hypoxylaceae
Exons: 2
Coding region: 402-1076 (224 amino acids)
Source: RefSeq, a predicted model, not a curated record
GCUAUCCCCGUAUACCUUUAUCCCACAAAAGAAUUGAAAACCACAGGCACUUCUUGGAAGAUAUCAAGUAAUACUGCCCGUUAAACUUAAGUUCAGUCUCAAUCGAGGUGACGAAAGUGGCAACGACUUCUAUUAGGCGCUAGGUAUUGUAUGGUUUCUAGACUCGAUGGGCGGAUGAUGAUCUUCCAGCUCUUUGGAAUUGCCGAACCAACCCCACACAAAAUUCAUAUGGCUAUUCUCUUCGAGUACGACAGUAUCAUCUUCUUUGCCGGUUUGGACAUCAUGUAAUAAUUCAUAUUUAGGAGGAGCUACCCCGACUCACCCCAAAUGUAGGAAAGGCAGUCAUCGCAAGUUUUCACUUCGUUUCUAUUCGGCACCAGUUCCCUUAGGCAAGAUUGAAGAUGUUGAGACUCACCCUCGCCGCUCUAGGGCUCCUUGCAGCUCAGACCGUAGCACAAUGCACCCGCGAAGACCUCAUUGCUGCUACUGACAGUCUCCUGGCAGCACAGACUGCGGGAACUCCCGACACAGUAGCUCCUCUGGCCGACACCGUGGUCUACUUGGAAGCAUUCAAGACGGCUGACAUCAAGACUGGAAUACUAUCUCACCCGCUCAAUAUUGACUUCAAUCGCAGUCUCCACGACACCACUCAAUGCGCAACAUACACCGAAAUCGUCGUCACAGACAAGGCGCACCCGUACGUCAUAGGCACGCAACUGCGCUUCGCCGACGGAAAGAUAGCCAAUAUCAGCUCUCUCGUUACUGAUCAGGGUGACUGGCUAUUCAACGCCACCGGUACCCUCUACUGGGCAUCUCAGGAGAAGUGGGACCCAAUCCCGGAGGAAGAGCGCGACAGCCGCGAGGUGAUCCAGGCCGCAGCCGACGCCUACGCCGAUCUCUUCAACGACAAGUCCGUACAAGUCCCUUGGGGACACCCUUGCGCACGUCUUGAGGGUGGCGCGUACACUGGUUCGGGAUCAGCCGACGACAGGUGCGAUGUCGGUGUUCCCAGUGGUAAGUCAUAUCUAUUUAGAAUAACGAUGAGAUUUGAUAGAUUACUAACGCUCGAGUUAUAGGAGUCAGCCUGAGCAACCGUCGUUAUGUCAUUGACGAGACUCUCGGUGCUGUUGACGUCUUCAUCGACUUUGCGACCGUCCCGGACAGCCACGAGUUCCGAGUUGAGAAAGGCAAGCUUCGCUACGUCCAUACUAUAAUUAUUAUGACGGGUAGAUACCUGAGUAAUAAUCCUUUUUUUAAUAUAUACCUCUUAAGAUAUCACAGCGAAUAUGCUGGGAUGCAGCCAUCGUGGAGACCGAUAAUGUGCUUAGAACAAACCAUUCAGAAAUGUACAAUGUACAAUACCGAUUUGAAUGUACCUUAUGUUUACGAAGAUGUUGUGAAUUUAGUAUAUAAAAGGUGUUAUUAAAAAUUAAAAUAUCGGUGAUAUAGAUCUGACUACGAGAUCUAACUCUAUCCAAGUAGAGACAGUCGUAGCCAACGGAAGAAGCACAUGGAAAACGGCGAGUCAGGGUUUCGUUGUAUCCACCGCUAUCGCCGAGCCUUUUCACGAUAGUAACAAAAAAUUGGGUGGCAAGUGGGUCUUAUUUGAGAUCCACUCC